This is a messenger RNA of Procambarus clarkii (red swamp crayfish), 1990 nucleotides long. The record is from RefSeq and is a predicted model, not a curated record. Lineage: Eukaryota; Metazoa; Arthropoda; Malacostraca; Decapoda; Cambaridae.
CCAUGAUAGUUGUCAAUUCCGCCAUGGCCUCGUCAGAUUCAACCCGCCUGAACCUGGCCACGGCCUCGCGGGACUUCCUGGCCACAGUGGACUAUCCCUUGCGGCCCGUGGUGGCCAGAACCUGGAGCAAGCCUUCCAGGCCCCGGUCACGAUGGACCUGUAGCUACUUCCCCCAGUCGUUCCCGGUAUACCGGAUGCAGCGGGUGGUGAGCGUGGUGCUUUGUCUCCUGGGACUCUUGCUCCUCUCCGUCGUCGCCUUCGUCCUAGUUCAGGUCACGCCCUCCACCCAGAUCCUGAGGGGAGAACCUACGCCAUCACUUCGUCCCUCAGAACCACUGAGGGACCCGGACGAUAGAAAAUGGGACGUGAGCAUAGGGAGAACUGCGAGAAAGUUGGAAGACCAUCCUGAGUACAAGCGCAGCGUGGAGGAGGUGUACAGUGAGGACGAGACAGAAGACGAGGACGACUUGAUACUGAAUGAAAGCUACGACGAGAACUACGACAACCAGGAAGAUGACGAGUACAACCCCGUGUUCGACAUGAAAUACUUUGACUUCUCCAUCAAGGAUGUCGACGGCGACCUCAACGAGGAGGUUAAACAGGAGCAACAGGAGAAGGAGGAAGAACCGGAAACAGAAGACAAAGUGGAUUCAUCUUCCACGGCCUUCAAGACACCACAAGUGGGUGAGAAGUGGUUAAACCUGCCGGAGGUGAGCCUCGUUAACGACUACAGCGUGGAGGUCAUUGAAGAGGGCGUGAUCUUCUCGAGGGCGGUGGAGGCCCUCCUGCAGGAGGCGGGGAUGAGCGACGGGGCCGUGGGUGAGGUGCAGGAGCAGCUGAGGUCGCGGGAGGUCAAGGGACUGCAGGAGCCCACCUGGGAGAGGUGUGGGCGGCCCAAGAACCAGUGGGUGGAGCUGGGCGGGAACACCGCCGCCUGCGCCCGCUACAGGUACCCUGACGACUACUUGCUCCUAGGAGAGGUGCUGAGCUUUUACUUGGCCCGGCUCCUGGGUGUGGGCCACGUGCCCCCCGUGGUCCUCAGCGAACCCUCGACCCCUCGCUGGGCCCCCGUGACCUCCAAGAUGGCCCUCGCCGGCUGGGGGGACGCUCCGGUCGUCGUCCUUACCCCUUGGAUCGAGGGCUUGGUCAGGGACCACAUGCCUUCUAUUCUCCUGGAUAUUAUCCUCAAGAACUCCACCCUGAGCAUACUGGAGGAGGCGGCGACGACGACGACGACAGAGGCGUCCCCACAGCCCAGCGAGAACCCGCACAAGCUCUACAAAGUUGCCAGAGUCACAGAGCAAAAGAGCCAGGCGGGGGGCGGCUCAGGUGAGCAAGCAGAGGGCUCGAGAAGGGAGGUAAGAGGCAGCCAGGCCCUGAAGCAGGCGUCGGAGAGGGACCUGGCGCGGCUGCUGCAGUGGAGCGACCUCCUGGUCUUCGACUACCUCACGGGGAAUUAUGAUCGCGUCGCUUACAUGCAGGACGCCGCCGACAAGGAGCGCCGCCCCCAGAUACUGACUACUACUAUUCACAACCUGGUCCGGAGUGAGAAGACGGAUGCCAUCUGGCUCCUGGACAAUGAGUCAGGCCUCAUGGACGCCUACACGCUGCUCUACGGGGCAGCCGACUCCGCCCAGUCCUCGAGGUUCAGCGCCUUCCACACCCGCAUGUUGGAGUCCCUGUGUGUCUUCAGGAGGUCCACCAUGGAGGCCGUGCUGGGCCUGGCUCACCAGCCCCAGCCUCACACACUGCUGGUGGAGUUUGCCAAGACACACGAGCCACUCUUUGGCAAGUUGCCCGACCCACUCAGCAAUGAGCUCUUCGUCAAGCACUUCCCGCAGCGGCUAGGGCAAGUGCGUGACUGGAUGACUAAAUGUAUUGACAGAGUCCGGAAGGAGACCAACAACACACUAGGACAAAUAUGAUUGAAUGUUAACCCUUGAUAUAUAUUUUUUGUACUAAAAAUAAAUAAAUAAAUAUAUGUACAGUA